UGCAAACCUGCAUGCUGUUAUGUCCUAUGGCGAGUGCUCUGGGCUGUUUAUCACACUUGCUGGUUGACUGGAAACAUCGCAGUGGCGUCAGUUGAAGGCCAGGCCACAGUCUUCAAGUGGUUCAUUUACCUCAGUAACUGGAUGUAUCUGUUGCUGACCAUCGAGUGUGUCUUUGAGGCAGUGCUUGUUGUUGGUGCAUUGUUAAAAAAACCAAGACCUAUAGAGGAGGAACACCUUCCUUGGCACCUGCAGCUGAUGUGGUUACUGUACACAGUGUCUGCGGUUGGGGCUGUUGUGGUCGCCGUUUGGUACUGGGCGUGUAUACAUAAAGGUAAAACGCUCACACCAAUCAGAUUCAACACGCACGCCAUAGCUGCUAUCUACGUCAUCCUCAACAUGGCGUUCACCCGACUUCCCUUUCGCCUGCUGCAUUUUAUUUAUCCGGUAGGAACCAAUCAGAAUGGCGAGACAUAUAUUUACUCGAUUCUUGAUUGGUCCAGACCUGGUCGAACAUUAAUCAUAACAUCCUUAUCCAAUUUUGUAUUUAUUCCAUUGGUACACUUGCUAUUAUGGACGUUGAGUAUUUGUUUUCAGAAACUGCAUGAACGGAUUAGGAAAAGUCACGUAGUUUAUAGUCAGGGAAUCGACAGUUUAGAGGCAGAAGAGAUAGAUGUUCAUUAG
Molecule: messenger RNA, 681 nt
Organism: Candidula unifasciata
Lineage: Eukaryota; Metazoa; Mollusca; Gastropoda; Stylommatophora; Geomitridae
Source: the annotation of a GenBank genome assembly